AUGGCUUCGGGAACCAAUACCAUGGCUGCAGCACCACCUCCCACUUCCCACACACUUUCCCGUUCACACCGAUUGCGCUUGAUGCGAUCUACCCGCAAGCUCGGGGCACUCCUGGGCGAGACCCCGCUCGUCAUAGAACGAGACGAUCCGGGGGAGGAAUUCGAUGGCGGCCCCCCGGCGAUGGUCCCGAGCACUUCCUCCCAUGCCUCAACUUCCACACUGAAACGCUCCGCUUCAUCGGCCAGCACUAUGUCCCGGACCAGCGUCGGAAUCUAUGUGCGCCGCCAUGCGCGCGGCCACGAUCCAGCCAACCUCAGCAUCUCUUCGCACCAUGAAAUGGAUCCUCGACCGACACUCGUUAUCAAUCUCCCGCCAUCUCACAUGUUUGAUUCCCAUCGCACGUCAUGGUCGUCAUCUCCUUCGACACCCGCCGAGUCGCCUGUCUUGACGCCAGCGACACUGAUAUCGGCAGGCCUCACCACACCCACCGCGGGGGACGAGAGUUCCGCGAGGAGGAGGCAGGUCUUGGCAAAGCUCAGCAGGACACUGGGCGAGAACGUGCCACCCGAGCUGGUGUUUCCUGACCCCAAGGUCCUGGAUAUCCGGGCGUCCGCACCCGCAGUGGAAUCGGCCGCGCGCAAACCCCCACUUCGCAGAGCGAGCACUCUGUCGGCAGGAGUAUACGAAUCCGCACGUCCCACCAACCAGGCUUCCAGCGCGGAAUGGGCCAAGCUGAAGAGGAGGAAGAGCUCUGUCCGACCUUCGAUCGAUUCGUCUGCCACCGAGCGGUCGUAUCAGGUUGUGUCGCUGUCUCGUGAUCCUGCGAUCGCCACCGGCCCCGACGCGGCUGUACCCCGGAGCUGGGCUCCAGGCUAUACCAUGCACCGUGAAGAAGAGGGAUGGUCUGGGGAAUGGGGCGGUCGCGACGUCCGCUCCAUGGAUGAUGUCGUGCGCGGACUGCGCGGAUUGAAGCUCAAGUGA
Molecule: messenger RNA, 981 nt
Organism: Mycena citricolor
Lineage: Eukaryota; Fungi; Basidiomycota; Agaricomycetes; Agaricales; Mycenaceae
Source: the annotation of a GenBank genome assembly